Biomphalaria glabrata is the source of this 8503-nucleotide messenger RNA. RefSeq names its product receptor-type tyrosine-protein phosphatase kappa-like. Gene Ontology annotation, molecular function: protein binding; protein tyrosine phosphatase activity. The record is from RefSeq and is a predicted model, not a curated record. NCBI's taxonomy places the organism in Eukaryota, Metazoa, Mollusca, Gastropoda, Planorbidae. The transcript has 24 exons. Bases 517 to 5862 code for a protein of 1781 amino acids. Gene Ontology annotation, biological process: protein dephosphorylation.
CACACUGGAAACUCUUGCUGUAGGAGUAACACACCACACUUGGUUGAGUGUUCGUCUGAUCAUCACGCACAGACACGCUUUAAAAAAAAAUAAUAACUGCACACAUGAAAGAAAACAUUGUAGAACACCAUUGCAUUUACGUAUUGAUCAUAAGGAACUACGUUAUGUAUUUAUCUAUAAGCGUAUAAUCAAUUCGUUUUAAUGUACUUUAAAUUGUUUAUUUUAAAAAUACUUAGAUUCUGGACUAUUUUGAUAAUCAGUAAUUGAAUAAACAAACAAGUCGUUAAAACAACACUGAGGCGUGUGACUGCUGGUUCAGAGAUUGACAGACCAUUGUUCAAGAUAAUUGUGUUAGAUUUCUUAGUAGGCUAGUAUGUGCAGUGACAUCUAGGUAAUAAAAAUGUCUACCUGUAAAUAUAGAUCUAUAUACUUGAGAGAAUUAUGAGGCUCCAGGAUUACUAUAACACUUUCAGAGCUGACAUUUCAUUGGUAGGCAUGGCGCAAUAAAAUGUAAGAAUGUCGCCUGUCAAGUUCGUGCUAUUGGCAGUCUUGACUGUUUUCUUCUUACUUAACUUUAGAACCUUAGCACAAUCAACUCCUCCUUGUCUGAGAGUAAAUGCUUGCCCUAACAACACUUAUUGUGCAGAGAAACCAGAUGGCACUAUAUCAUGUAUAGCAUGUGAUGUGUCUUGUGAGCUUGGCUGUGAUGGACCUGGUCCAGAAUGGUGUAAAAGUUGUAAGGCAGGUUACUAUAAGCCUCCCACUCUUUUACAAGCAUGCACUGAAUGUGAUGUUGGUUUCUAUGGAGUGAACUGUUCUAAACAAUGUCGUUGUCUGAACAAUGAACUUUGCAAUAAAACUGAUGGAUUCUGUAAUGGUUGGAAGUGUGACAGAGGCUAUACUGGGCUGCCCUACUGCCAGGACAAGUGCCCAAUAAACACAUUUGGACUUGAUUGUGGGUUUGUGUGCCACUGUCCAGUCAAUGACAAUUGUAGUAAUGUGCAGGGGGACUGUAGCAGUGGAAAGUGUGACGCUGACUGGGAUGGACCUGGCUGUCAAAGAAGAUUGCCUAAACUAGUGUUGCCCCCAAGACCACUAUCCGUCACAUGUAACAACAUAACUAUAUACUGGGAUGCUUUUAAUAAGUCUGUUGAUAUUGGAUUGGACCCUAUCAAACAGUAUAAUGUAUUGUACAAACAGAAUACCACUGUAUCAGCAAAUGGCACCACUAAUUGGACUAAUUAUAUUAGUAUAGAUGAUCUGCAUGAUGGGCGUAAGACCUACAUUGUUAGCAUUACUAGUGGGUUGCUGCAAGAUGUUGAUUACAACUUUAGGGUGGACGUGGUUGGAAUGGAAAAUGACAAGCCACUGAAAAGUACCACUGCUGGAACUGUGUCUGCUGCCAUUCGAAACACAUGUACAACAGCAACAGCCACUACACCAGUAGUUGUUAUAUCUCGUAAAGUUUUUGACACUGUGACUAUUCGAGCGGUAAACUCCACCACUGUAAAUGUUGAUUACACUAUUCUGAAAGAGUUCAGUGGCUACGAGUAUGAUGUUUACUUCACUAGGACACAUUUAGGAAAUGGAGACUGUGAGGAUGGAGCAGGGGAUAGAAACAUUUCUGGACCUCACAAUGCCUAUUACUUUGUGACUUAUGUUAACCUGACCAGCUGGAGUAAAUACAACAUUGCUAUAAACAUAACAGCUAAAUCUAUGGAUGUUCGAGAGUAUUACACACAGAAUAUCACCACUGCUGAAGUCUUGCCAACAGGACUAGUGACAAAUGUAAGUGUUGAUAGUGUGACAUCAUCAUCUGCCACAGUCAGUUGGUUGGCACCUUCUUGCAGUCAAAGAAAAGGUUUACUCAAGUCCUACAGUAUCUACUUGGAAACAGUAGGAAGUACUAACAUAAGACUCUACUCUGCAGCUGAUAUUAAGUACACUAUCACUGACUUAGUGCCAUACACCAAUUACUCUCUUCAAGUGGCUUACAAUAACUCUGUUGGUCAGGGACCACUUAGUCCAAAGGUGUACUUUAACUCAAGUGAGGGAGCCCCUUCAUCAGUGGAUAUAGUGUCAGCCAUUCCAGCCUACUCCUCAGUGAAUAUAACAUUCAGACCUCCUGUCACAACCAAUGGGAUACUGACUACAUACACUGUCAUGUUUAGUGAGACAGUUGACUUUGACAAGUAUGACACUGUCACUGUCAGAGCAGUUGAUGGACAGAGGACUUUAUUUGUUGACAGGCUUAAACCACAGACUUAUUACUACUUUAAGAUGGCAGCAAGUACUUCAGCAGCUUUGGGACCAUUUGGUGAUGUUUCUUCAGCAUUAACCUUGCAGACACCACCAUCUUCAGAAAGUAUUAAACUGGAGUUGACCAACAACUCGCUGAAAUGUUUAGACCUGCGCUGGACACCACCACAGAAUGGAACAAAUGUCAUUACAUCAUAUUUGCUUGAGGUGCGUAGAGCCAGUGCAGACUUCUCCACUUCAGUGAACACAACUCUUGCUGCUAAUCAAACCUCGUAUUCUGUGUGCUCUCUGAAACCAAGUACAUUAUACAUUGUUACACUGACAGGCUUCAGUGCACAGAGUGUUGUAUCUAGAGUCACAGAGAACUUCAGCACAGUCCAUGGGACACCACCAGCACCAGUACGCCCAAUAUUUGUCCGCUCUACCUACACAACCAUUACCAUAGCCAUUGAGCCUGUAGUGUCCCUUGAUGUCCCAGUCACCAGCUAUCAGCUGAUGGUGCAGAAACUGACAACACAAAGAAAGAAGAGAGUGGCAGGCCUUCCUGGCUAUGUGACGGCACAAUUUGAUGUUUCCAACAUAACACAGAAAAUGAACUUUGUUAUUGGAGAUAACCAAACCUAUGGGGAUUACUUGAACUUGGUGCUAGACAACAACACGUAUUAUAUGAUCUAUUAUGUAGCUCUGAGCACGCUGAACCAGCUAACAACUUUCAGUUCUUCCAACCUUAUAGAUCCUGUCAGAACUAUUCCUUAUGACCCAGCUACUAGCCCUCCUGUCCAGAUAGAUGUCUCAGAUAAGAGCACCUCAUGUAUGUCUUUGAAUUGGACAAGCCCUGAAGAAAUAAAAAAUAUCAUCACUGGGUUCACAUUUAGCUUACAAGAAACAGGGAAUGCAAACACAGCCCCAGUAUUGGAAGAGCUCAAUUCAACAACAAAAGCCAUAAGAAAAUGUAAUCUUAAGUCUUUCACUCUGUACACUGCUACCAUCUCGGCCAAGUCAGCUAAUGGUAUCCUUACAGUCUCAUCUAAUACUUUUAGAACUGUUCAUGAGCCUCCUCCAAGGCCCAGUGCUCCAGUCUUUGUGAACUCAAGUUACACCACCAUAACUGUCACACUUGACCCUAUAGUUCUCACUGCUGGACCAGUCACAGCAUAUCAGAUACAUGUUGAAAAAGUCCUUGCACCAAGUAGGCGCAGGAAACGUUUCUCUAAACCUUUUAUUGGUCGUUUGAGACGUAAACGCAUGUCAGGGGUUCCAGGCUAUGUAACGGCAGAGCUAGCCCCUUCUUAUAUCAUUACAAAGAUAAACUUUACUGUAGGUGAUGGGAAGAGCUAUAAUGGCUACACCAAUCAAGCGUUAACUGAGAAAACCUGGUACACAGUCCACUAUGUGGUCAUAAGUACAAGCAGCAACAUCACCUACUUCAACUACUCUUCCAUGAGUCCACCUGUCAUCACAGUGCCAUACGUCUUAACCACAGCAGGUCCAGUGGCUCAGUCCAGCGAGAACAAUGGUGUCCUCAUUGGUGUGAUCGUUGGCUUCAUUCUAUUUAUACUUUUAAUUUUGCUGUUAAUAGGCCUGUAUAUAUGGUGGAGGCGGAGGAACAGGUUCAACCCAUAUGAGUACCAAGAGGAUGACUCCAGCACCCUAGAACUGCCCCCUUACAAAGAUGACUAUGAUCCAUCCAAGUACUGGAGUGCUACAAACAACUUGAGAGAAAGCCGGUACAUCAUUGCUGGCAGAGAGCUGGUGUAUGAUUAUAACACCACACCUCACCCAAAGCAAAACAAAGGUCCUAACCUGGACUCUCCACUUAUGUCCUUUAAAGAUGAGUACCAGGGACUGCCACACAAGUCCAGCAGAGCCACAGACAACGCUGCUCGUAGUUAUCGCAACUUCAACAGGUUCCCCCACUUACUUCCCUAUGACCACAGCUUAGUCUCACUCAAAUCUGACAUCAAUGUUCACAGAACUUACAUUAAUGCUAGUUUCAUACCAGGCUUCAGGAAUUCAAUUUCCUAUAUUGCUGCCCAGAGUCCAUAUGAUGAUGAAACUGCUCUAGAUUUUUGGCGCCUCAUUUACCAAAGGUCUAUCAAAACAAUAGUAAUGAUUACAAAUGUAGUGGAGGAUGAUAUUGUCAAGUGUACCCAGUAUUGGCCUGACAAAACAAAAGCUAGUUAUGGACACUUCCUUCUGCAUAUGACUGAGGUGCUGGAGUAUGCUGACUACACCAUCCGCACAAUUGAACUACACUGUAAGGGAGAUAAAGAUAUUACGAUGGUCAAGCUUUUUGAGUACACCUCCUGGCCUGAACAUGGAGUGCCUGAUGACCCUAUCCCCUUCUUGGAUAUGCGGUACAAGAUCCGGCAGAACCAUGCUGAAGACCCCUCCCCCAUCUUAGUCCACUGUGGGACAGGCAUGGGCAGGACUGGUGUUUUCAUAGCUGUGGACGCCCUUGUAGACCAGUAUGCUUUAGAGGGUAAAGUGGCAGUGUACAGCUACAUCAAGAAAAUGCGCAAACACAGACCUUACAUGGUGCGCACACUGAGGCAGUAUGUCUUCAUUUAUGAGGCUCUGUUUGAAAAGUUUCAUGCUGGAAGCACAUUGGCUAGCUUUGACCUGAAGGACAGGUACCACAACUGGAUGCAGAUCAACCCCAAGACAGAGCACUCCUACUUGAGAGAUCAGUUUGAACUGUUGGAGAAAUUUACAAGGGGGCCAAGACGAGAAGAUUGUAAGGCUGCUUUUUUACCAGCAAAUAUCAAGAAAAACAGAUACCUGGAUGUUGUUCCUUCGGAAAUGCACAGACCAUUGCUACAAUCUUAUGGUGGAGUGAAUCCUACAGAUUACAUCAAUGCUUUGUUUGUUGAUGGCUAUAUGAAGAGAAAUCAGUUUAUAGUCACACAAACACCACUUCAGGGCACCAUCAUAGACUUUUGGAAGCUUGUUUAUGACUACAAUGUUCAUACUAUCGUCAUGGUAGAGAACUCCAGGAAUGAGGAUGACACUUGUGCAGAGUAUUGGCCCUCUCUCAACCUUAAGCAUUUUGAGCCCCUCUUUGUGGAGACCACUGCUGUUUACCAACAAGAGAACAUCACAAUAAGAAAUUUUAAGAUUCGCAGCACUCAGCACCCUAAGGUACCAGCCAGGUUUGUUAGACAGUUCCAAUUCAAUGCCUGGGUGCAGCCUAAUCUAACUCCACAGUCCAAGACCAUGAUGAUGGACUUUAUCGACAGUGUCUUCCGUUGGCAGGAUGAAGCAUGCCAGAAUGAGACUCCCGUGGUGGUUCAUUGCCAGGAUGGAGCUACCCACUCUGGCUUAUUUGUCAUUCUUGCCAUCCUCUGUGAUAAAAUGGAGCUAAACAAGGAAGUGGAUGUCUAUCACACAAUCAAACAUUGUAAGAGACGUCGCACCCAGUUUAUAGCAGACUAUGACCAGUUCCGUUUCUGUUACAAGACAGUCUGGGACUUCAUGAACUUGAGAAUGUCAGAUGGUGCUUACACUAAUACCUUGGGGGAGUCCAAGAGUAACCCAGCUUACACAGGAGCUUCUCUCAAUUUAAGUUCUACAGUUUUUGAUGACACAUUCUCAACUUUUUAGAGGAUAAUCCAGGACUUUUAGCUUAUCUGUGAUAUCUCUCUUACUUAGCCAAUAGAUAACUUGAAAACAGUGUUUAACUUUCUCAUUAAUAAAGUUAUAACAUAUUAUGACAUAAAAAUUUGAUUAGUGAGCCAAGAAGAGGCCAGUGUGUUGUAGUAAGCUUAGAUUAACAUGUUUCUUCUAAUAAAUGAGAACUAUGUUUAAAUGAUUAAAGUUUAUUGUAAAUAUUUAUUUCUGAUUAUUAAAUUUCUUUUUACACUUUGCCUUUACAAUGAAUGUACAGUGUAUUGAUUUUUGUGUAAUACUUAUGUACAUAAAAUAUUUAAGAUGUGUACUAUAUAUUUUUCUUCCUAUUUACAACAUUAUCUAUUUAAAAAAAUAAUGAAUAACAUUUUCUAUUAAGAUUUAAUAUAUGCAAUGUUAUACAUAAUAACUAUUCUAUCCUUUAUUUCUUACAAAAUAUAUUUUUUUUUUACUUUGGUGCUAAACAUUUUAAAGGACUGGUUAAAAAGUAUUUCUCAACUUAUUACUAGUGUGCUAUAGACAAAUUGCGUGCUUUUGAUUUUUGUAAGUCACUUAGUGUAUCUAGUAUUCUUUCACAUUUGUUUGUAUAUUGUUAAACAGGUUUGAAAUCAGUCUCAGAGAAAAUAAUACUUUUGUGGUUGCAAACUGAUCUUGGGCUUUCCUACUUCUGUCUCAUGACAGUUGAUGUUAAGUAUUGAAACUUUUCUAUAGCCCUAGUUGACUGAUUGACUCAUAACUAAUUCUCCCACUUGGGCUGGACAAAAAAAAAAUGCUGAAACUUUUAUUUAUUAGCCUACUACUUACUGUGUACCUAGAAAAACUAUUGUAUGUUUCUGUUGCUGCAUUCAUUAACUUUGUUUUCAUUUAUUCAUUAUAGGUACAUUUUGUAUUGCUUUUUGGUGACUCCUUAUAUACAAAUUUCAUUUAGCUACACUAUUAGGAGAUAAGGGGCCAAAAGGCCCUGCUGCACCUCGGGCCCUUUGUGCCUACGACCCAAAGUAUUCCACUGAUCUUGUUGAUGUUAUAAACUGGGUAAUGUUUUCUCCAAAUCUUUCUCCUACUAUUUGUUUCUUGAUCAUGUGAGAGACUCUAUGCCCCUCAAUUGUCUCAGAAACAAUCUACCUUGUUCACUCACAGUAUACAGAAUGAUUUGCAAGCCAAACUAUGGACUUUUAGCUUUACAUUCUCUAUCGCCUCCUGUGAUGAUGAGCCCAACAUUUACUGUUCCAGAUUAUUUUAAUUUUGGUCACUGGAAAAGCAUCCAUCAUUUUUUAUUGUCGUAAUUUAAGUUUCAGUUGUAUUUUUUCAACCAAUAUUGUGCAUUGUCCAGCAUAUCACAGUCUUAUGAGAAGAAAAAGAGCAUGUAUUUCUCAAGUAAAGAUUUACUAUGGCCCUCAAUGCAUCAAAACUUACAAGAGUUUAGUUACAAAUAUUAAAAAAAAAAACAGCUGGGUUUUACAUAUCUUUUUUAUGAAUAUCUAAUUAGGGUAUCAUCAAAUAGAAAGGGAGUCUACUUAUUUUUGGUUUAUCAUCUCCACUGACUAAGAUAUUGAUCUUUCUUUUUUUUAAACCUUUUUAUAUUUUCCUUGUAUGAGAGGCGCUUGAACUUGGCUUGGCUACCUAGAAGGGGGCUCGAGGUUCGACACCCGACUUGGGCAGAGUUGUGUUUACUGAGCGCCUAAAGGAAGCACGGAAAACCAACUCCUAGAUACCCCCUUUCCCCCUGACUGGUCCACAAAUGAGAUUGGACCAAAAGCGCUCUGAGCAUGCUAUAAGCAUGAAAGUAGCACUAUAUAAAAGCUGUAAUAAUGGUCAUUUGUUUCAGUGGCCCACAAUUAACAAGGUUAUGAUGUGACAAGCACACAACCAUCCACCUUUAAAUUUUCCAACUAAUGUCAGGUACCAAUUAGAUAUGGGUGGACUUAGAGGUGCCCUAAAGAUCCUGAAAUUAAAAAUCCCAGUUUUUCUUCGGAGUCCAAGCAGUUUUCCCAUUCAACUACAGCACCUCCCAUAUAUAUAUAUAUUGAUAAGAUCAUGACUGCUAUUUCUAUAUUAUGUACUCUUUCUAUGGGAUGACUUUCAAAAGUACAGGGAGGACCAGGUAGUGGGAAGAUGUUACAUUUAUAGAAAGAAAGUUGGCAGGUAUAUAGGCCUACUCCUUUAUGUAAUCAUACUGUAGAAUAUCUUGGUUGAAAAUUUCACAAAUAUUAGGAUUUUCUUAUAAUAUAGGAAGACAUUUAAAUAAGGAACAUAGCCAUUUGUUAAGACUAGAACUAAAGUCAAAAUUUUAGAUUUUAAUUGUAUCACUAAUAAGGAACAUAGCCAUUUGUUAAGACUAGAACUAAAGUCAAAAUUUUAGAUUUUAAUUGUAUCACUAAUUUUACUAGAAAUCAUGUUAUGAAAACAAGAAUACUUUUAUCAUGAGCAUCUUUGUAAGGGCAGUCAUCACAUUUUAUGUGCAUUCAAACUAUGAAUUAUUUUGUAGAGGCAACUUAAUUUAGUUCUGAUAUGCAUUAGUUAAUCGUGUUAUAUAUUCCCCCUGUAAUCAUGUUGAUAGCAAAUUUAUGUUCAAACAUACAGAUAUUAUCUCUAAAUAAAUCUUUUUUUUAAGUUUCAA